Messenger RNA from Porites evermanni, 9197 nucleotides. The record is from the annotation of a GenBank genome assembly. Lineage: Eukaryota; Metazoa; Cnidaria; Anthozoa; Scleractinia; Poritidae.
AGCAAGGAAGAGAGUGUGAAUCAUGUCAAGUGAAGAAGAAGCAACAGCAGCCAAUGUGUUGUCACAGAUGUCACAGAUCCAACAAAUCAGCUGUGAGACAAUUGAAGCUACGGUGAUAAAUGUUGGGCACCACUGUGACGUGGAGACAACUGCACCUCCACAAGGUUGGUUUAGCUUCAAACUUUCCAGAUUAAUAGGGAGAAUAGGUAAUUGGUGGAAUUUAAUCAAGGUGCUGCAUCAACAAACCCAACAUCAGAUUGGAUGAGAUCAACUCCUGUAACUCACUAAGGUUUGGGUUGAUAUCAGGUUCGGUCCUCUCCAGCAUUGGUUAGCAGUCCCUUCUGCAACACCAAGAAACUAACAGGACUUUGUAAAACUCCAGGUAGUGGUCUGGUUCAGUCUGACCACAUGCCAACACUGAUUAAGGCAACCUAGUUCCCAAGGUCCUCUCAUACUCAGCCCCAGGGGCAAAAGAGGGAGAGACUGAAAAACAUAAUGCAUAUUAUGGCAGUCGUGGUCGAAAUGCUUUGUGACUCAUUUCCAAAUAGCCGAAUGAUUUCAAUUGUCCAAGGAACACGUGACCAGAGUCUCUCUCCCUCGCCACAGGGACGGAGUAGGAGAGGACCCUGGGAAAGAGGUUAUGAUUAGGGGGAGACGGACUUGAUUACUUUUACUUCCUGUGUAUUUUUUUCCUUAUAUCAGUAAUGGAGAUAGUGCAAGCAGAGGUUCCAGAUGAGGAAGCAAAUGAAGUUCUCCAACAGGUCCAGUCAGCUGUGCAGUCCAUACAGCGACCAAAUAUGGUGGUCACCAAUGAUCAAGUGCGUUCUCAGCUUGACACUACUGUUGUGGCCGUGCUACCUGUUGCAGUAGCUCCAGCUAAUUCUGCUACGGGUGAGUUAAAGUAGGAAACACCUAUAAUGGAUUUAUAAGUCUUCUGGGUUUGUAGAAUUAAUAGAAAAGCAAGAAACGCUGCUGGGCACUGGCCAUCUUGGGACACAGGAAAUUAAAUGCAGAGUCGCACUUUGCUAAACUCACAUUCUACAUUGUACCUCUUAAAAAGCUGGGGUCAAUGUUGUUAUAAGAGCCUAUUUCUGCUGUUCCCCUCCCCCCAUAUUAGCUGUGUUGAUUUAGUUGAAACAAAACUUCAAAGUAUAACACCAACACUGCACUGGGCGGGAGGAGAGAGAGGAAAAAUGCGUCAUGUUGACAAGCUAUUGUGUUUUUGUCCUAAGAGUUUUGACCAGGGUUGUAGUAAUACACUGUGUAACACUGGAGUUGGGGGUGCGGAUAAAGGGGUGAAAACCUCCCACCUACUUUUCCUUGCAUUUCAUACUUAGCCUGCGAGCAAGCUCUCCUAUUUGGGCGAGUGAAGCGAGUCUCGCGAGAACGCGGCCCCUCACUCAAUUAAUAUAUAUGAUAAAUUGAUUGCAAAAUUUUCUCCUAAUUGCUCUUGCUUCUCACCCUUUAAGAACCCCCAUCUUCCAUCUUUUCUCUCCCACCUCCCAUUAUCGUUCCCGUUGUCCUAGUGAUAAGUUUUUAACUGAAACUUGUUUUCAUUUACAGCAACAAGGGUUGUUUCAAGUGGAGGUAAUUUUUUUUCUGUCUGUCAUAGUAACUCUUGUUGAAUGUUGUUUGUCAUUUUAAUAUCAGAUGUUUUUUGUGAAAUUGUAAUUGGAUCAGUGGAGCAGUCUAUGUGACUAAUCUCUACUCUUUUGUCUUCAAAAUGUGGGUGAAAACAGUUAUGCAGUGCAGUGACUUGAAAGAAAGUGAUAACUUCCUAACAAUUAAUUUCACGUUUGCCGCUUANAUUGUACCUCUUAAAAAGCUGGGGUCAAUGUUGUUAUAAGAGCCUAUUUCUGCUGUUCCCCUCCCCCCAUAUUAGCUGUGUUGAUUUAGUUGAAACAAAACUUCAAAGUAUAACACCAACACUGCACUGGGAGGGAGGAGGGAGAGGAAAAAUGCGUCAUUUUGACAAGCUAUUGUGUUUUUGUCCUAAGAGUUUUGACCAGGGUUGUAGUAAUACACUGUGUAACACUGGAGUUGGGGGUGCGGAUAAAGGGGUGAAAUCUCCCACCUUUUUUUCCUUGCAUUUCAUACUUAGCCUGCGAGCAAGCUCUCCUAUUUGGGCGAGUGAAGCGAGUCUCGCGAGAACGCGGCCCCUCACUCAAUUAAUAUAUAUGAUAAAUUGAUUGCAAAAUUUUCUCCAAAUUGCUCUUGCUUCUCACCCUUUAAGAACCCCCAUCUUCCAUCUUUUCUCUCCCACCUCCCAUUAUCGUUCCCGUUGCCCUAGUGAUAAGUUUUUAACCAAAACUUGUUCUCAUUUACAGCAACAAGGGUUGUUUCAAGUGGAGGUAAUUUUUUUUUCUGUCUGUCAUAGUUACUCUUGUUGAAUGUUGCUUGUCAUUUUAAUAACAGAUGUUUUUUGUGAAAUUGUAAUUGGAUCAGUGGAGCUUCUACUUGACUAAUCUCUGCUCUUUGUCUUCAACAUGUGGGUGAAAACAGUUAUACAGUGCAGUGACUUGAAAGAAAGUAAUAACUUUCUAACACUUAAAACUUAGCGUUUGCUGCUUACCGUUCUGUGGGGACUGAAAUCUUUUUAAAUGAUUCUUUCUGACUUGUAUUAAGGAGGAAGAGUUUACCCUUGUGAAUACUGUGGCAAAGAGUUCAACAAAUCAUACAAUCUCAAGACGCAUAUUCGUGUUCACACUGGGGAACGCCCUUAUCAGUGUGAUCAGUGUGGACAUGGAUUUGCUAACUUAGGAGAUCUCAAGAGACAUGCAAGAACGCACACUGGAGAGAAACCAUUCAAGGUAAGUCUUUUGCCAGUAAAAUCUCUACUUCACUGUGAGACCUUUUCUGAGAUGACUAAAGAGUUUUGAUACCUUAAACUAGGGAUCUGUUAAAGACUGUUUUAUAUUACUUUUAAAACUUAUCAAGACUCUUAGGCUAUGUUCAUACUAUACCAGACAUUUUUUAGCUGCCACAAAAAUCAUACUGGAUAGGGGUUAUGUUCACAAACAAAAAUUGUUGUGGCAGCACAAUUUCUGAAAGGGAGCGAAGCUGCGACGCGCUGGUCUCUAAACCCGAGUGUCACAUAUCGGUAAGGUCUUAAUACUUUACAGGGCUGUCAACGGUCCCCCCUCCCCCCCCUUCCCUCCACGUCCUCAAAUGUUGCGAAUUGAUAGAGAACUAGGGGAAGGGAUAAUAGAUGACAUCAUAGCGCACGACACAUGACGUAAUUUGUGCAAAAAAUACUUGUUGACCCCGAUCACCACAAAUUUGCAAUGGCACAAAACGCGCGAAAAAGAUGUUGUUAGCGUAAUAACAUUUGACCUGAUUGGUUUACUUCCCACCAAGUUAUACUAUCGCAUACCGGGGUUUAUGAGGAAAAGUUCAAUUUUAACAGCACAAACAACGCAAAAUAGUUGAAACUUUUGAUAUCGUUGGAAAGUCGAGUCUACUGAAAUGAAGAAAUGGCAAACUUCGGCGAUUAUCCGGGAGAUCUCACACUUUAAUCGGGAGACCGGGAGAUACGGUUCAAAAUCUGGAGUCUCCAGGAUUAUCUGGUAGAGUUGACGGCACUGCUUUACCGAAUAGCUCUUCGUAGCGACACAAAAAGCUAUUGGGUAUUGUGUGAACACACCCUUAAAGAUCUGCCUCAAAUGUUAAGAAAUACACAAUUUACAAAUCAUAUCCUUGUGUAUACAAUACUUUGUAGCAAACAUUUUAUUUUUAUGUAUCGACUCAAUAGACACUGCUUUCUCUCUUUCAGUGUGAAUUCUGUGGCAAAGUGUUCUCAGAUUUUGGAAGUCACAAACGUCAUCUUCGCCUUCACACGGGGUUCAAACCCUUUACAUGUGAGCAGUGUGGUAGAGAUUUCACUCGCUUGGACAGCUACAAGAACCACAUAAGAUUACACACAGGUAGGAAAAGUCUAGCUGCAAAAUUCACCAGCUUGACGAAAAGUUUCGGAAAAUGUUCUGUUACUUUCAGUUGUAUAAUAUUGCUAGUUUACAAGUGACUCGACGGCUGCCAUAUGUCCUGAAAUACAAAGGCGUUUUUCAUUGCUAAGACUACUGUAGUAGGAAUGAAAAAGGAGUGUAACACUCCUUUUUCAUUCCUUCCCCAUAUUUAACAGCUUGUUGUUUUUUUUGUUGUUGUUUUUUAUAAAUGAAAUUAAAUGUCCUCGUAUUAAUAAGACGAGCUGCCUUACCCCCAUUUUAUAAAUUUCUCAAAACUUUUAAAUCAUCCUAGGCUACAAAAGGAGGCGGUUUUUUUCUCAAAAUAGUUUUUUCAAAGCGCGAAGCGAAGCGAAGUGUUAAAACUUCCUUUUCUUCUUUUACGUUCGUCUUCCGUGUUCUUCAAAUUAGAUAAGAAUGAAUUUUUGUUAUUUUUUAUCAGGUGACCGUCCGUAUAAAUGUGAUACUUGUGAGAAAGAAUUCAACUACCUCACCACCUACAAACGGCACUUGAACAUACACAAAGGAGAGAAACCAUUUGCCUGUGAGCACUGCGACAAAAAAUUCACCCGCCUAAAUUACCUAAAAAACCACCUCAACACACAUGCCAAACACGCUAGUCAGGAGAGUCAAACAGACUUCAAGUUCGAUGACAGUUCUGCACAAUCUCAAAUGGUCUUGGAUGGCCAGGAAGGCCUGGAUUCUAUGGAAGAGGAAACCGCUGCCCAGAGCAUACAAAAUGACAAUAAAAGCGAGGCUGAUAAAGCAGAAGGUGAUGGAGGAACGGACGCAAAUAAGGACGACGAGGUACUUGCGACUGUCGCCAAAUUCGACGGUGUAAUAGCGAUUCUUGUUCAGCCACUUCUUUAUGAAAUGCUUGUACCAAAGAAAGGAUAGGUCUUUUACAUUAUAUAUCGAGAAGUGUGGUAGCUCAUUAAAACCUCUUAUUUCGGUCGACCCCCAUAAGUCGCACGUUUGUUGUUUGUGGGCUAUGUUCUACUGUUAACUUUGAUUGGUUAUUGUUUUCCCGGCCAAUCUAGUGAGGCCUUGAUCAAAUGAGCCGGGCUUGCUAACUUUGCCGCGGUGACGUUCAUCCGGGUAACACAAGCCUGCGAGUAUGGCUUCCCUAUAUCUUNAGCACUGCGACAAAAAAUUCACCCGCCUAAAUUACCUAAAAAACCACCUCAACACACAUGCCAAACACGCUAGUCAGGAGAGUCAAACAGACUUCAAGUUCGAUGACAGUUCUGCACAAUCUCAAAUGGUCUUGGAUGGCCAGGAAGGCCUGGAUUCUAUGGAAGAGGAAACCGCUGCCCAGAGCAUACAAAAUGACAAUAAAAGCGAGGCUGAUAAAGCAGAAGGUGAUGGAGGAACGGACGCAAAUAAGGACGACGAGGUACUUGCGACUGUCGCCAAAUUCGACGGUGUAAUAGCGAUUCUUGUUCAGCCACUUCUUUAUGAAAUGCUUGUACCAAAGAAAGGAUAGGUCUUUUACAUUAUAUAUCGAGAAGUGUGGUAGCUCAUUAAAACCUCUUAUUUCGGUCGACCCCCAUAAGUCGCACGUUUGUUGUUUGUGGGCUAUGUUCUACUGUUAACUUUGAUUGGUUAUUGUUUUCCCGGCCAAUCUAGUGAGGCCUUGAUCAAAUGAGCCGGGCUUGCUAACUUUGCCGCGGUGACGUUCAUCCGGGUAACACAAGCCUGCGAGUAUGGCUUCCCUAUAUCUUGUAACCUCUAUUGUGUCAUCCGUCAAAAGGAGGGCCUGAAUCAUUGGGUAGACAGCUUUAGAUUCUGAGACGAGGACGACUACGAGUACGAGAUUUUCUAAGUAGGGUGCUUGCGAGAGAACCAGCGCCAUUUUGGCGGGAAACCAUGAUAGUAGUCGUCAUUCUACUACUAGUUUUAGCGGGAAUGUCGCAGUGGCGGGAACAAGUUUAAUCAUUUUGCGACCGGGAAGGGUUAAACCUUCUCCAAGAAAAAGAUAACCUCACUAAUUUUUCAGGUGAAAAAUUAUACAGUGAAGCUUUCCGGGUUGAAUAUUUUUCGAGAAUACGCGAAAAAACUUUAAGUUAAAAACUGCACUCGUACUCUUUCCUCGUCCUCAAAUCUAAAGCUUUCUAUUUAUUUACCAGAUCACAUGUCAGCGUGCAAAGAAAGUCGUGUCCGAUAGCCCAGGGCUAGUGGAUUUUGCUCUCGGGCUAGUGGUUUUUGUUCUUAACUUGCCCGACGGGCAAAUGCUGUUUUUUGGGAAAUUCAAAUUACAGAAGGAUUAAUCCUGCUAAUCAAAAGGGUUUCAGGGCUAGUUGAAAUGACUUGUGGGCUAGUACACACUAGCUACUACUCCUUCACUCUUGAAGGAUAAGAAAUAAAAUCUUCACUGAGAAGUGGCGAAUGAUGUUUGGUUACCCUGUUCUAGGUUCCAAAAUAGUGGGGCAAAUGGUUAGCCUGUUCCAGUCUCCAAGAUAGAGGGGAAGCAUAUCGCAGUUGAACAGGUGCAAAUUAACCUCGAUGCUCUAAUCACAGUUUUUCUCUUCUCAAAGCAACAUGCCUUUUUGUCAUUUCUUUUCAGAACGACGUCCCAGGUACAGCCAGAACUUCAGAAACAAAAGUCCCAGAUACCUCUCUGCUCCAGCAAGUUACGCAGGUUUUGGGCGAAAUCGUCCCUCAUAACCUGAGCGCCGAGGUGACCGAAGGGGCCGGCGGACCUCAGAUCGUUGUUCAAGGCGCUGACCAAGAAGGAAGUCAGUUUAAAAUCACUUUAGCUCAGCAACUUCUGCUUGCGCAACAUCUACUGAACCAGGUGCAGACACAACGGAAUGGAAGCGGAGGGACUGAUGCGGAUGAUGGAGAACCCGACGUGGAUCAGCCGCAAAUUACGACAGGUUAGUUUCGCGACAUGUAUCCUUUCGGGGGAGAGGUGGGGAAGAGCAGGAUUCUGUAGGUUGUUUUACUGUGUCACGAAAUUUAUACAAAAGUCAAACCGCGGGAACUGCCACAAAACCAGGUGAAACAUAAAAAUAACAUUAAGGGCAUGUUUACAUGAAGAUGGGGACCCCAGGUAGGUGAGUUACCCCACCUAAGCGGGUUACCUCACCUACCUGGGGUACCCCACCUCCAUGAAAACAGGCCCUAAAAUAAGGUAUAAAUAACACAGCGGAAACAAAAGGGGGAGCAGAUGGACAAACUUGAACAAGAUUGUAACAGAUUGCAAUUCUGGGAUUUGAAAACUUGUAAGCCAAACAGUUUUGUUGUUUGUAACUUUUUAAAAAAUGUUUCGGAGACGUUAUUUCUCUCACACAAAGUUGUUAUUUUGUCAUUCGCAAGUAAUUUCUCAAUUUCCAUAGCAAAUAAGGACGCGUAAUCAGCAUUAGUAACAAAAGUGAGACAGCUAGCGUUCAUCGCCAUUAUUCCAGCUUACUUACUUUGUAUAAUGUAGGCGAACUCAUCCUGGAGCUAAAAUCCUUAGAACCAUUUCCAAAUUCAGAAAGGGAAACAAAAUUUCGUGGCCGCUUAUUUUCACGACGAAGUCGUGCAGUGACGAAAGAGAGAAAUGUUCAAAAAAGCGUGCAAAGUUGUUGUUUUGCUAGUCUAAACCUAUUACUUUUUUGAAGUUCUCGUUGCCGUUGCCGUCGCCGUCGUCAGAUGUUAAGGUCCCUAAUUUGUUGAUCGGGGAUUUUCGAGACAUAUACUAAGAACCACUCUAUUCCUGAAGCCGCCUCUUAUAUACGGGCUGAGUAUUUUAACGUCCUUCGGUCCUGCUACAAAAGUUUUUCCGGUUUAUCUCCCUCUAGAAAACCUGACAUUUCUGAACACCAAUCUGAUUCUCUGGUGAACUGUCUCUAAGACAGACUCUUUGGAAGUGAUGUCCGUAAAACAUAGGAAGUGAAGAGAGGCAAGGGCCAACUCCAAGUGUCCGUUUUCUCGGGGUGUCCGUUAAGAGAGAAUCGACGGUAGUUCUUUUUUUCGUUUUUAAUAUUUCAGUGACCAUUCCCGAAAUAACAGCUGAGCUGGCAGAGCAAAUCGUCAACCAGGCAGCCGCGCAACAGGUCGCUGGAGAGCCUACGUCUAUACAGACGAGUGCGGGGGAUAUCCUUAUUCAGAGCUCCGCAGGAGUGCUACAUGUCCCUGAAGGGGCAACUGCCCAGGAAUCCGGGCAAGCAGGGAUGGUCAUCGAAACUGAAGUGGUGGAGGACUCCGGUGGAAAUGAUCAUGACGAGGUAUUUAAUGUCGCUUAGUUCUUCGCGAAUCGAAGGCCGUAAGGCGAUUUGAACGUUUCGCGUCUCACUUCGCAAAAGAGUUUGCUUUCAAUUAAUAACUUUGUGUGCAACACGGAUUUCUUGUCAACAUCGGGACCCUGUACCCCAACAAGAGAUAUCUUGAUUCAGCCUCUUGCGGGGCUGCUUCGUGUCCCUAAAGGGGGACUAGCCAGGAAUCAGGGCAAUCAGGGACCGUGGUCAAAACUGAUUGUUAAAAUGUGGAGGAUGUUACAUUUCCCGGAAGGGGAAACUACGGAAUAAUCUAGGCAAGGAGAGAUUUGGUCAUUGGCCCGAAAGUGGUUAAACACUUGAGGAAAGGUCAACAUGCCGGUACUAGUUGCUGUAGCAGGUGUAAGCUUUGACGCGGUAGCAGACAAAGGCCCAAUAUUUUUCUUGCUUGUCGUGCAUGUAAAAAUGUCUGUUUUUCCUAUUCAGGUUGUUACAGAGCAUGUGCUUCAAGAGAGUACCACUGUCCCAGUGACGUCAGAAGACGGUGUGCCGCUGGUCGAUAGCAACGCCGUAUACGUGGCCAUUGAUCCCAACCAACCUGAUGUACAACAACUUCUGGGUCAAAUUCAAGUGAUGGCGGCGGCUUCACAGGUGCAACAGGCAAAUGAAGAGGAAAGCCACAGUCUAGGAGAAAGCUAACGACCUUAGUCGGCCUAGAAACGGCUUAAAAAGUCUUUGUCCGUGUCGAUUGUUUCGAAGGAAAUCUCUAGAAAGAACUUUGUACUGAAUUGCAGAAAAAACAUCUGGUCUUGGUUGAAAAUUCCGGAAAUAGUGUUUCUGUGUUAGACCAAAAAACAUUGUACUAUAUUUUCGCAUUCUCCUGAGUUUCGCCUUCAAAUUUCCAUCACGUUGCUAUUUCAUAUUUGUGACAUGAUAUGUUUUGGGCCGCGACCAUUUCCCCAAUGUCCUUCUACCCGUUUCUCCGCUCGUUUGCGCCUUUAACUUCACCUCACCCUUAUUUCACACAGCUGCCAGC